AACACGUCUGUCGAAGAGUAAUGCAUUCUCGAAGAGGCCGCGACCCCGCCCGCGCCGAGCGAUGCGUACGAAUGGUUGGCAAGCGCCCUUUGACCUGCUGCAGGUCGUGGCAUGGGUCACCUUCCCCGUCCUCCUCGGCGGCUUCUUCGCCUUCUACGUGCCCUUCCUGCCGGCGACGCUGGCCAUCGUCUUGGGCGUGAUCUACGGCACGAACGGUGUGUUGAUCAUGGUCUUAGCGGGUCUCUGCACGUAUAUCAACCCCGCGGACAGAAACAUUCUGACCGAGGCCGAGCUCAGUCCUGCGCAGAUCACGGACGACCUGCUGUACUGCAACGUAUGCACAAAGUACGUCGAUAAGCGAUCGCGCCACUGCCGCCUUUGCGAAAAGUGCGUCGCGACGUUCGACCACCACUGCAAGUGGCUGAACAACUGCGUCGGCGCCCACAACUAUCGUUAUUUCUUCGUCCUGAUCUGUUCGACACUCGUCUUUACGAUGUUUCAACUCGCGGUCGGUGUUUACCUAUUUGCCACCUCGUUUGCUGACCCGACAUCGAUUACUAGCAAUGGCGCUGCGACGUACGGAUGCAAGGAUGGGACUCCAGCGUCAGGCACGAACGUUUGUACCAACGACGGAUACAUGUUUCCUCUCGUCGCCGUCAAGAUUCUGCUUGGCCUCUACUCAGCGUUCCUGGUCCCAUCGACGGUGUCUAUCCUGCAGCUCGUAAUAUUUCACAUCAAGCUCUGCCGGAACGGAUCCACGACGUACGACUACAUCGUUGAGCAGCGACGGGCAAAAAUUGCCCGCGCCCGCGGCGACUCUGCAUUGGCAAAUGACGAGGGCGAUCUGUGUGUCUGCUCUGCACCCCGUCGUCGCACAGCUUCCGAAGGCGCAACACAGCAGCCGCCACGGCCCACCGUGUCGUCGGCUGCGCCUGCAUCGUUCCGAUCGUCAGCCGCGGCUAUUGACGGACCGUUCGUUGGCAGUUUCGAUCGUGGGUUUGGCAAGCACGUGCAGCUAUAUGAUCACUCGUCCGAGGAGACGCACCACUCACCGACAAGUCCGUCGCAGCGAGAAGAGUUUGGACAGCAGUUCCAUGCGUACGCAAGUCCCGCUGCCAUCAAACUCGGAGCAAGUGCCAAGCGCGAAUCGUUCUUCGUGUGAGAUUUUAAACACUAUGUACCAAUUGAUCAAUGAUGGAUCCUUCC
Molecule: messenger RNA, 1206 nt
Organism: Saprolegnia parasitica CBS 223.65
Lineage: Eukaryota; Oomycota; Saprolegniomycetes; Saprolegniales; Saprolegniaceae
Exons: 6
Coding region: 62-1162 (366 amino acids)
Biological process (GO): protein targeting to membrane; peptidyl-L-cysteine S-palmitoylation
Cellular component (GO): endoplasmic reticulum; Golgi apparatus
Molecular function (GO): protein-cysteine S-palmitoyltransferase activity
Source: RefSeq, a predicted model, not a curated record